This is a messenger RNA of Syzygium oleosum, 1663 nucleotides long. RefSeq names its product phloretin 4'-O-glucosyltransferase-like. The coding region runs from base 147 to 1532 and encodes 461 amino acids. The transcript has a single exon. The record is from RefSeq and is a predicted model, not a curated record. NCBI's taxonomy places the organism in Eukaryota, Viridiplantae, Streptophyta, Magnoliopsida, Myrtales, Myrtaceae. Gene Ontology annotation, molecular function: UDP-glycosyltransferase activity.
AGGAAAAGAACGUACGAUGGAUCCAGCCUAUGGAAGAACUACCAACCAUUUCAACCGCAAAGUUCGAAUCCAGACUCCAUAUAAAAACGCAUCAUGCCAAGCCAACGAGAAGUUAGACACUUGAACCUUCUCACCCUGAACAAGCUAUGGCAAACCCCAACUUCCUCGUAGUGGCUUUUCCCAGCCAAAGCCACAUAAAUCCCGCCCUCCAACUCACGAGGCGUCUCCUCCGAACUGGUGCUUCCGUCACGUUCACCACCACGACGUCCGCCCACCGCCGCAUGCGCGGGUUCCAAGCCUCUGAUCGUCUGACAUUCGCCACCUACUCUGAUGGCGUCGAAGAAGGAUCGAAACCGAGUAGCAAUAGCCUGGAGCACCAUAUGGACGAGACGGCCCGAAGGUGUUCGGAAGCCCUUAGACAACUCAUUGAGGCGAGCCGUGAUAAGGGCCAGAGCUUCACCUGCAUAUUUUACACGGCGGUCGCACCUUGGUUGGCCGACGUUGCGCAUUGUUAUGACAUCCCAUCCGUUGUACUUUGGAUUCAACCAGCCACAUUGUUCGAGAUAUAUUACUAUUAUUCCAAUGGCUACGUUGACAAUAUCACAAAUGAGAGCAAUGGUCCUUCAUCGCCGACUCAAUUACCGGGUCUGCCGCCGCUCACGGGCCGCGACGUCCCUUCUUUCUUGUCCCCAGGAAGUCCAUUUGGUUUCCUUUAUACUUUAAUUGAAAAGCAAAUCCAAGUGCUCAAGGAGGAUAGAAGACCAAGAGUGCUUGUGAAUACUUUUGAUGCAUUAGAAUCAGAGCAAUUGAAGGCUAUUGAUGAGCUCGAAUUAGUGGCCGUCGGGCCGCUAUUGCCUUCCUUCGUGGGACAAGACUCUUCCGACACAUCACUAGGAGGCGACCUCUUUCAAGGCUCAAGGGAUUACAUCGAGUGGUUAGACACGAAGCCUGAGGCCUCGGUGAUUUAUGUAUCAUUCGGAAGUAUUUCCACGCUAUCGAAGCCACAAAAGGAAGAAAUGGCACGCGGGUUGUUAAGCACCGGCCGGCCAUUCCUUUGGGUGAUCCGGAAAGCCGGAGAAGAAAAGCAAGAGGAAUCUGAGGAUCAAUUGAGCUGUGAAGAGGAGCUAUUGAAACAAGGGAUGAUAGUACCAUGGUGCUCCCAAGUCGAGGUCUUGUCGCAUCCCUCGAUCGGGUGCUUCGUCACGCAUUGCGGCUGGAACUCGACGCUGGAGAGCCUCCUCUGCGGGGUACCGAUGGUGGCGUUCCCGCUGUGGGCCGACCAGCUAACCAAUGCCAUGCUCAUCGAAGAUGUCUGGAGGGUUGGGGUGAGGGUCAAGGGGAAUGAACAAGGCGUUGUGGAAGGAGGUGAGCUCGAGAGGUGCUUGGAAUUGAUCAUGGGAGGUGGCGAGAGGAGCGAGGGAAUGAGAGGGAACGCCAGAAAUCUGAAGGAUUCGGCAAUCGAGGCCGCCAAAGAAGGUGGGUCUGCGGACAAGAAUCUCAAGGCUUUUUUGGAAGAGAUUGCUUCUAGCUGAAGAAUAGAGUUCAAUUUGGAAUUGAACCAAAGGCUUUUUUGACAUACCACGUAGAAUUAUGAUGUCAUUAAGGACGGACUUUGGUCCUCCUUUGUUACCAAAAGAAAUUAACGUGGAUGAAAUUUAGUAUA